Messenger RNA from Pseudozyma hubeiensis SY62, 291 nucleotides. RefSeq lists its product as hypothetical. NCBI's taxonomy places the organism in Eukaryota, Fungi, Basidiomycota, Ustilaginomycetes, Ustilaginales, Ustilaginaceae. The transcript has a single exon. The coding region runs from base 1 to 291 and encodes 96 amino acids. The record is from RefSeq and is a predicted model, not a curated record.
AUGAUUUUCGUUGGAUCAGGACAAAAUCACUCAGAGAUGUUCCUUUGCCGGUGCUGCGCUUUCGCCGUACCUGGCCGCCUGCAGAACGCCGCUUUCGUGUGUAGUAUACAAUCCAGGUGGAGCGGCAGCAACCGAAUUCCGGCAAUUGCACGGCCAAGAUUUGUUGCCAAGACCCUGUAUCAGUCAACACCCUGGGUGUGUAUCUCGUCAGCUUUUCUCGCGGGUUCCGAUAUUGCCAUGGACUUUGUGGUUCCUACCUUCGCUCGUUCCGAUACGAGGCACUGGAGCUGA